AUGGCUUUCGGCUUCUCGAACCAAGGAAACGCCAUGCUUGGAAGCACGGCUGGAGGCGGAGGACUGAAUCAAGGCCCCGAGCUGGAGGUGAUCCAGACCGAGGCGCUUGGUUUCAAAUCGAUUGCCGGAGACGCGAAGCUCCGGCUGACGUCCGCAUGGUCCCCUGCACCCGCCGACACGGCCUCCCUCCUGAGCAUCGCUCCCCGCCGGGGACUCGUCGCCGCCGCCGGCCCCGAUGGGAUCACGAUCGCCUCGACCGAAUCUGUGCGCAAAGGUUUCGAAGCCGAUUCUAAGGAGAGCGACAGCUCCGAUGUCCGCGCCUUCCAGCCCCAGGUCAAGCUGCCUAUGCCCAUGAGGGUGUCGCAGCUCGCUUUCAGCGCCGACGAGAACUACCUGAUUCUGUCUGCCGAAAGUGGCGGCGGUCUGGCCGUCUAUGAGACCCAGAGCCUGCUCAACGGCGGUACUCAGGCGGCCUUCGAGCUUGCAACGAACGGGGAGACACUGAGGGCGCUGGUACCGAACCCUACGAUCGAGAAGGCAGAACUGGUUGCCAUUGUGACGAAUAACGGGAACUUGCACAUGGCGAACUUGAAGGAUAGGAAUAUCAGCAAUGUUCUGAAGGCGCAAGUCAGCUGCUUAAGCUGGAGUACCAAAGGAAAGCAGCUUGUCGCAGGCUUGGCGGAUGGUACUAUCUUUCAAAUGACCCCCGAGGGCGAGGAAAAGGGGCAAAUCCCACGACCGCCCGGCGUAGAGAACGCUCACGUAUACCACAUAAUCACCAGAAAGCUCCCGUCAGACUUCACAUUUCAGAAGCUCACAGACCCCGUCGACCCCUUUGGCGCAGAGAACACUCCUCAUCACUCAAUAUUACGACUGAAAGACUUCCCUCCUAACCUUACGGAUCUGUUGAUUGUCGCGUCCACAGCAUCCCCUGAUAUCGGCCUUCUCAGCAGAUCAAAGACGCCGCUGUCUCCGGAUAAGCCAGCAGACAGUAUCUCCAAUGUUUUCACAACAACAGAGCUUCUCGACGACUCCAAGCGUGCGUCUCUCCCUAUGACGGAAGACUUCCAGAACACAGUCCCGAUUGGCGUUGCUCUCGACUUGUCGAGCAAAGAGAAGGUCUACAAGCCUCUGCCUGCGGACGAGGAGCUUGAGGACUCACCGGGCCCACUGCCCGGCUUCUGGGUCUUGAACCAUGAGGGUGUUCUGAGCUCAUGGUGGAUCGUGUACGAGGACUCCAUCAGAGGAGGCACAACUUACCCUGGCAUGGCUGUGCUUGACACGUCUGCUCCAGCGCCUGCUCCUACACCCUCGGCGCCUGCAGCAGCUCCAGCCGCUCCAGCAGCUGCGUCACCUUUCGGUGCACCCUCUCAGCCAUCAGCGUUCGGCUCUUCUGCGAGCUCGACGCCGGCAUUCGGUGCCCCCUCUGCUUUGGGCGGUGGCCAAAAACCGGCAAACCCUUUCGGCAGCGGCGGAUCCACCCCUGCAUUUGGCGGCAGCUCUGCGCUAGGAGCCAAGAGUUCACCAUGGGGCACAUCAAAUGCCUUGGGUUCUGCGACCGGCGCAUCGUCAACAGGAUCAACGUUUGGAAGCACCGCGUUUGGUGGCAACACAUCUGCUGCUUCGCCUUUCGGCCAAACUUCCACUCCUAAGUCGGCGUUCGGGAGCGGCGGUGCAUUCGGCAGUGGCAGCGCCUUGGGCAGUACUCCUGCUGCGGCUACCUCUAGCCCAGCUUUUGGUCAGCCUUCAUCUUUUGGACAGUCCUCGUCCCUCGGUGGAAACAAGACUCCUGCUGCCGCUACCUCUAGCCCAGCUUUCGGUCAGCCUUCAUCUUUCGGGCAGUCCUCGGCUCUUGGUGGAAAUAAGUCUCCCUGGGCAGCUGCAGGUUCAAGCUCAGCCACUACAGGGUCGACAUUCGGACAGCCUAGCACCUUCGGCUCUGGAAACAAGAGUGUCUUUGGUAGCGGCUCGACACCGACAGCCGCGGCUACUCCUUCGUCAGGGGGUGGUUUCGCAGGGUUUGCAUCGUCUGGCGGCUUUGGUUCGCUUGGUAACAAGAACGCCAACGAAGGCGGCAGCGUGUUUGGAAGCAAACCCUCCUCAAGCCCUUUUGGUUCGGGCCAGUCUCCUUUCUCAUCCACCAAAGAUACUGCGUUUCCACCGCCCAGCCAGAAGCCCAGCAGUGGUGCUGGAGUCAAUCCUUUCGCCGGUCAGCCCUUCAAGUUGGAAAGCAGUUUCAAGCCCGAUCCUUCUGCAAAGGACGAUGACGAUGACGAAAAGCCUGCUACCAGUGGCGGAUCCUCGUUCUUCGGCGGCGGCUUCAGCUCGGCCCUUGGAGAUGCUAAGCAGACAACACCUACUAAGGAGCAGAGCAUGGACACAACGGAAGAGACACCCAAGCCUAAAUCAGUUUUCGAUUUGCCCUCCACGACACCCAAGGAGACACCUGCUCCUAACAAGGGACUGUUCGGACUCGGGACUGCGCCGCAAAAUGGCCGAAGUCUGUUUUCCAAGCCCUCGCCAAAGUCCUCGUCGUCAGGCUUCAAGCUGGAGCCCCAGAGUAAGACUCUCACGGAUGCUCCCUUGCCUCCCGACUCAACGAGCAGGGUUGAGUAUCCUCUGGGAGAGUCGUCUUCUUCCUCAGGCGGGGCAAGUAAGGCUUCCCCGAAGGCAGGCGAUGCUCCUCUUCCCCCUGACUUCCUCACGACGCCAAAAGCAUCUCAGACAAAGGCUGUCGAUGACCCGCUUCCUCCCGAUUUCCUUAAGCCUAAGCAGUCGACGAAGUCAUCAGAUGACGCACCAUUGCCCCCUGACUUCAUCACCCCCAAACCUAGUAAGGCUGUGCCAUCGACUACACCUCCGACAGCACUGCCAUUGCCCGCGGAGGAGAAGCCGAAGCAGACGGCGCCAGCGGCUGCCCCCGACUUCCUCAAGAUGCCCAAGCAGUCUCUCACACAAGCAACCUGGUCAUCCACGCCCGUCAGUGAGACGCCCGCUAAGGAGCCAGAAGACGCUCCCCUGCCACCCGAUUUUAUCACCAAACCAAAGACGAACGACCUCCCGGCCAUCCCAACUGUCCCGGAUAGCGACCACGACAGCGAUCUGGAGGAGGACGAAGAAGGGUCCGAGGGUAGUGGAGUCGACGUCGCAAAGGAUCUUAGUCCGUCCAUUGUGGCCAUGACUCCCAAUGCAGGUCUGACUCCUCAAAGCUCUUUCGGUGGUGUUAGCAGUAGCACUUACUCAAUUCCGCGCACAGAGGAAGAGAGACCACGACAUUCGCUAUUCGGCAACAAUGUGCCCACACUCCCUCGUCCUUCGCAAACGAGCCCACGAUCCCCCAGCCCUGUUAGGGCCGCUAUUCCAGGACGCCUGCGCCAAGAGUCAGCUCGCUCGGUUAGUGCCCCUGGUAUGGCUUCUCAAAUUCUCGGCGCCCAGAGAAAGCAGCCCUCCCAGAUGGGUAUGUCCAUAGUCGGUUCUAAGACUACAAUGGAGGACCCGUUCGUUGCGCAGCAGAGGUUGGCGCGCCAGAGGAGACAAGCUGAGGAGACGCGAACUUUGGAGGACGAGGAGGACGAUGAGAUUCAGAAGAUUCUUGCAUCCAAGAUCGAGCCCAGUCUCAAGCUGGACGACUUCAUCGCGCACUCCAAUGUGGUACCGUCAGCAAAGGAAACCAUCCCCGCGCAAGUCGAAGCCGUCUACCGUGACAUCAACUCCAUGAUUGACACUCUUGGUCUGAACGCCCGAUCGUUGGCAAGCUUCAUCGUAGGACACGAUGUUGGCUUCAAGCAGGGUGGUCGCCGCAAGGAAGACCUUGAAAACCCCGAAGACUGGGUCUUGUCUGAGAUCGACGAGCUCGGCGAGGUCAUCGACAGAUCUCUCGCCCGGGACCUAGAAUAUGGCCGUGUUCAAGACGUAGAAGAGAAGCUGGAGGCUUGCAACGAACUUGCGCGUGAGAUGUCCCGCCUGCGGUCGAAGCAGGACGACCUCAAGAAGAUUAUGAUGGUCAGACUCGAUCCCGACCAGGCCGACAUCAGCCGCUCCUUAGCUUUGAGCGCCGAACAAGCUGCUCAGCAGAACGAGUUGCGUCGUGAGUAUGCCAACUUCUCCAAACUCCUCGCCGAGGUGGAGGAAGCCUUGACGCUUCUCAAGACCAAGCUCGCAUCAGUAAGCAGUGCGUCUGGCAAGGGCAACUCCAAUGUCCCCACCGUCGAGGCCGUCAUGCGCACCAUCAACAAGAUGACCAGCAUGGUCGAGAAGCGAUCUGGCGACAUUGACGUUCUCGAGAACCAGAUGCGGAAGCUGCGCUUCUCGUCGGUUAACAGCCGCGAGGGCUCUCCGAUGGCCACCCCUCAGAGGAACAGCAGGUCGCUAAUUUUCUCCCCCGAGCGUAUGGCCACGGCGUCACCCGGCACUCUCCGCAACUCCCUUGUAUCCUCGGUCGCUUCAUACGGCGUCCGUGGCACGCCUCCCCGCAAGAAGCUGUCUGGCUUCAGCCAAGAUGAGAAGUCAGAACUGAUGGCGAAACGGGCCAAGAGACAGGCCGUCUUGAACAAGCUCAAGGCAAAUGUCGAGAGGGCCGGCGUGAGUGUGUGGACCCUAGAGGAUGCGGAGUAG
Molecule: messenger RNA, 4614 nt
Organism: Colletotrichum chrysophilum
Lineage: Eukaryota; Fungi; Ascomycota; Sordariomycetes; Glomerellales; Glomerellaceae
Exons: 3
Coding region: 1-4614 (1537 amino acids)
Biological process (GO): protein import into nucleus; RNA export from nucleus
Cellular component (GO): nuclear pore
Molecular function (GO): structural constituent of nuclear pore; protein binding
Source: RefSeq, a predicted model, not a curated record